GCCAGCAACUGAGCUCAGCGAGCAGAAUGGAAGUUUGGAAGCAAGAGCCAUGAAAACUUCCCUACCGAGAAGGUGGAUAAAAGCGGGAGUGGGUCGGUACCGGCACAGAACCCCACAGAAUCAAUCAAGGAGAGCUGAGCGGUAGGCGGGACUCAAGGCAGAGGCGAAGAAACGCCCCCUUGAACGUGAUUUGAGGAAAGGCAGAAGCAGGAAGCGGUCAGUGGGCGUGGUUAAGAUCUCCGAGCUCCUGGGUUGUCCUGGUUCGGCUUCCGUACCGGUCUGAUACGCCAUGUGAGCUGCGAGCAGAGGUGAUGGAGGUUUCCAACAACAUAAUGGCAGAGGGCCUUCCCAAUGAUGCCAAGGGGGCAGUGUUGAUGCCCAGCGACUCCCUACCAGAGGGCUCCGUUCAGGUCAGAGGAUAUGACUUUAACCGUGGAGUCAACUAUGAAGCUUUGCUGCAGAGCUACCUGACUACAGGCUUCCAGGCCACACACUUUGGGCAAGCGGCCAAAGAGAUCAACAACAUGAUAGAGGCGAAGCUGGCAUCUCCCGGAGGCUGCACCAUUUUUCUUGGAUACACAUCCAACCUGAUCAGCUCCGGAGUACGAGAAACUAUACGGUACCUGGUGGAGCACAGCAUGGUGGAUAUUGUAGUCACAACGGCCGGGGGAAUUGAAGAGGACUUGAUUAAAUGCCUGGCACCAACGUACCUGGGAGACUUUAGCCUGAAGGGGGCAGACCUGAGGCCUCGGGGAAUAAACCGGAUCGGUAAUCUCUUGGUUCCAAACAAUAAUUACUGUUUAUUUGAGGACUGGGUCACCCCGAUCCUGGAUCAGAUGGUGUUGGAGCAAGAUACCGAGGGCACGAAGUGGACUCCCUCUAAGAUGAUUGCUCGUCUAGGAAAGGAGAUCAACCACCCAGACUCUGUGUAUUACUGGGCCUAUAAGAACAACAUCCCAGUGUUUAGCCCUGCGCUGACAGAUGGAUCUCUUGGAGAUAUGAUGUAUUUUCACUCAUACAAAAAUCCUGGCCUCAAACUGGACAUUGUUGAGGAUAUACAGAAGUUGAACUCCAAUGUAAUCUUUGCAAAGAAGACAGGAAUGAUUAUCUUGGGUGGGGGACUUAUCAAACACCACAUCUGCAAUGCUAACCUCAUGAGGAACGGAGCAGAUUAUGCAGUUUAUGUGAACACAGCUCAGGAGUUUGAUGGGUCGGACGCUGGUGCGAGGCCGGAUGAAGCCGUGUCAUGGGGCAAAAUCCGUAUGGAGGCAAAACCAGUCAAGAUCUACGCCGAAGCCACCCUGGUCUUCCCUUUGCUCGUGGCUCAGACUUUCGCACAGAAACAGGCAGAUUUCCCUGCCAAAAAGCAAGAACAGGAUUAAACUCCCUCUGGCCUUAUGGCCAGAGCUUGGGUCUGUGCCGUGGCUUGGCCUUCCCCAGUGCAUACAAACUAUGCAUGUUCUGCCUCGUGGCAAACCGCCAUGUCUCUUGGCAAGAGUUCUAGUUCUAGAUCUCGUUAGCCUGCCUUUCUAGAAUGAGUGCAAUGGUAGAUGUACCGUAUGCUCUUGUGUUGUACAUAAGUUUACAUGUGUAGGGGGUCGUUAUUUAAUCGGUGAGGGGUGGGUCAGUAGUGAUAACCCCUACGUGUUCUUGGCUGCUGUCAUUUGUAUUUUAUGUUGUCUAUUUAAGUUUUAUUUUUGUGAAUGAAGGCGCGACCCCACUAUUUCAAGGGUUGAAAUAAAAAAAAAAAAAAAAA
This is a messenger RNA of Xenopus tropicalis (tropical clawed frog), 1756 nucleotides long. It is a transcript of the gene dhps, whose product is annotated as deoxyhypusine synthase. Gene Ontology annotation, molecular function: deoxyhypusine synthase activity. NCBI's taxonomy places the organism in Eukaryota, Metazoa, Chordata, Amphibia, Anura, Pipidae. The record is from RefSeq and is a predicted model, not a curated record. The transcript is spliced from 11 exons. The coding region runs from base 312 to 1382 and encodes 356 amino acids. Gene Ontology annotation, biological process: peptidyl-hypusine biosynthetic process.